CACACCACGAUGCCGUUCAGAUCCACCCCGCUGCUCCGACAUCCUUGCUUGAGUGUUCUUUUGCCUCAUACUACGAUGGAUCAGAAAUGAAUGACGGACUUUGCCAUUCACCGCGGCACGCCUCGUAUACUCACCGGGUUGUCGCCGACGGGCCCGGAAUCUAACACCAGUCGGCCUGAGCUAGACCUCGACAGACGACAUCACUUUACGAGUUUAAUCCAAUUUACAUUACCUGCAUACGGCCAAAGGAGUAGUAUAAAGCGAACAUGAUGCUAGUGGGGAUGGUGGAAGGGAUCUACACAGCAAACUAACUUGAGGCGCCUUGCUCACGGUAACGAAGACCAAUCUCCUGCUGAUUUUAUCUAUCCUAGUUGCAACCUCAGAUCACAUUAAAAAAAACCAAUCACUCCGUCACAUGCAUCCAGCUAUCGCUGAAACAAUGCCGUCUGUGUGGUUCGCUUUGGUGGCCGCACCGGCGGUUGCAGUUCUGGUCUGGAUCUGGCCUCACCUCAAGAGGGCUUCGCCUCCGCCAGGGAUUCCAAUCCUCUCUGGAACUGAGACCACUGACUACAGGCAUCUGAUUGAAGAGCAGUACACGAAGCAUCCCAAUCAGAUCUAUCUGCUCCAAUCGCCAUUUCGGCGUGUCUAUGUGGUUCCCCCACGACUCGUCAACGAAUACGCCUGGAAAUCCGAGGACAAAGUUUCAUCCGCCGUCGACCUGUGUGAGAGAUUCUUGGGCCAAUAUACCUUGAUUGGUUCGAUGACUCCCGAUCGACCAGGUGAUAGAACGCACACGGCAGUCACAUAUGCCAAAGGCUUGCUGACCCGCAGCAUCAACCAUGCCCUCCCAGGGGUGUAUACCGAUGUGGACACUCUACUAGAUCGUGAAAUAGGGAAAGACAAAAGCCGCACUGUCCACAUACAAGCCGUCGUGCUGAAUGUUUUCCUACACGUUUACGAGCGGGUAUUUGUUGGUAUUGAUCUUGCACAAGAUAAGACUUGGAUGAGAACAUGCGUCGAGUAUCCCGGCGCUGCAUUUCGAGCAGCAUUAGCGUUGGCCAAGUAUCACUGGAGUGUGCGCCCCAUCGCUGCUCUCUUCAUUCCGGAGAUGAAGCUACUGCGAGUGCUCAUUCGCAUCCUUGAUAGGUUCCUCCGUCCACUGCAUCAGCAACGACAAGAAUUGCUGAAACAAGUGGAUGCCAAGAAACCCGUGGACAUUAUUCAGUCCUUUAUGGAUCAUGCUGGAAAGGAGGCGACCAAUACAACACUUUUGGUUGAGAGUAUGGUAAUGCUGAAUAUCGCUGGAAUUCAGAGUACAGGUCGCGUGCUGUUCCAAGCGCUUCUAGAUCUUGCGGCUCACCCUGAAUAUAUCCAACCUCUAAGAGAUGAAGUAGCUGCCGCGAUCGACAAGGAAGGUGGCGAUCCGAACUUGUUGGCUACGGGAUUGGCACGGUUGCAGAAGAUGGACUCGUUUUUCAAGGAGUCCCAGCGCUUUCAUCACGCUAAUCUUUUAUCCGUAUAUCGCAAACUCAUGCAGCCUCUAACCUUAUCAAACGGGGUGACACUCCCGGCUAACUCAUACAUCGCCGUGCCUGGCUCCGUGUAUUCGAGACUGUCAGAUGACGGUACAGAUCGACCAUUUGACGGUUUUCAGUGGGCGCGGAAAAAAGGAGGGGGUGCGAGUGAUAGCCGGUUAAACUACGCCUUCAGCGGCCCGGACUCUCUGGAAUUUGGGGCUGGCAGCCAUGCCUGCCCCGGUAGGCAUUUUGCCGUAAACGUGCUGAAAGCAACCCUGUCCAGGAUUCUGCUGCGCUAUGAUCUAAGCUUGCCACCGGGAACUGAACGGCCACGGGAUCAGUUUAACCAUCUGUUUGACCUGGUGCCGAAUCCGGCGGCAGCUCUAGUGUGCACCCCACGGGGGAUUGACCAAUGAUCAGGAAUUUUCAAAGAGAUUCACGUUGCUAACCUAUCUCCAUCUUUCGACUGGGGAAGGAAGAAUCAUAUCUCGUUACCUAGAUCACUUAGAAUAUCUAGCCUUGAGCGUCAAAAUGUCA
This is a messenger RNA of Aspergillus sclerotioniger CBS 115572, 2054 nucleotides long. Its product is annotated as cytochrome P450. The transcript is spliced from 10 exons. NCBI's taxonomy places the organism in Eukaryota, Fungi, Ascomycota, Eurotiomycetes, Eurotiales, Aspergillaceae. Gene Ontology annotation, molecular function: iron ion binding; heme binding; monooxygenase activity. The record is from RefSeq and is a predicted model, not a curated record. The coding region runs from base 440 to 1933 and encodes 497 amino acids.